Molecule: messenger RNA, 2457 nt
Organism: Hansenula ciferrii
Lineage: Eukaryota; Fungi; Ascomycota; Saccharomycetes; Phaffomycetales; Wickerhamomycetaceae
Gene: APL4
Product: AP-1 complex subunit gamma
Exons: 1
Coding region: 1-2457 (818 amino acids)
Biological process (GO): receptor-mediated endocytosis; Golgi to vacuole transport; intracellular protein transport
Cellular component (GO): Golgi apparatus; membrane coat; AP-1 adaptor complex
Molecular function (GO): clathrin-cargo adaptor activity
Source: RefSeq, a predicted model, not a curated record
AUGACCACGUCGCUCAGGUCAUUCAUCAAGUCCGUUAGGGCAUCUAAAACUAUUGCCGAUGAACGCUCCAUCAUCAAGAGAGAAUCAGCACUCAUAAGAACCUCUUUUAAAGAUACCGCCAUAACUCAUCAAGUUCGUCGUGUUAAUAUCCAAAAAUUACUUUAUUUAUACAUCUUGGGAGAGAAAACUCAUUUUGGUCAGAUAGAAUGUAUCAAAUUAUUAGCUUCACCAAAUUUCAUUGAUAAAAGAUUAGGUUAUUUGGCUACAAUGUUGAUAUUAGAUGAGAAUCAAGAAGUUUUAACAUUAUUAACAAAUUCAUUGAAUAAUGAUUUAAACCAUCCAAAUCAAUUCAUUGUUUCAUUAGCAUUGGCUACUUUUGGUAAUAUUGCCUCUCCGGAAUUGGCAAGAGAUUUAUAUACAGAUGUGGAAAAAGUUAUUAGUUGUAAUAACAAUUAUUUAAAGAAGAAAGCUGCAAUUGUUGCUUCAAAAAUCGUUGAAAAAGAACCAGAUUUAAGUGAAAUCUUUAUUUCUCAAGUGGAUCAAUUAUUGAAUAGUCAUGAUCAUGGGGUAUUGAUUGGUGCUACUAAAUUGAUUAGAUCAUUGUACACCGUAUCACCGGAAUUUAGACAAGAAUUAAUUUCCAAAAUUCCAAAGAUUAUUGAAUUAUUAAAAUCAUUAUUAAGUAGUAAUUUGAAUCAAGAUUAUGAUUUAGUAAAUAUUCAUGAUCCUUUCUUACAAAUUGCAUUAAUUAGAACUUUAAGAACUUUUUUCACUGAUGAUGAACAAUAUCAAUCAACUUCCAAGUAUAAUGAACAAUUAAAUGAUAUUUUAACAAUUGUUGUUUCAAAUAAUGAUUUCUCCAAAAAUGCUGGUGGCUCCGUUAUACAUGAAGCUGUUAAAACUAUUUUCAGUAUUCAAAAUUUGGAUCCUGCUUUAAAAGUCUUGGGUAUUAAUACAUUAGGUGAAUUAUUAAGUGCUAAAAAGGAAAAUAAUAAUAGAUAUAUUGCAUUAAACACUUUGCUCUCAGUUGUUGAAAUUGAACCACUUGCAGUACAAAGACAUCGUUCCACUAUUGUUGCAUGUUUAUCAGAUCUAGAUAUUUCCAUAAAGAGACGUGCAUUGGAAUUAUCAUUUGCUAUAUUAGAUAAUUCAAAUAUUCGUAUCCUAAUUAAAGAAAUUUUAAAUUUUUUGGAAGACCCAAUAAAUAAUGAUAAAGAUUUAAAACUUUAUAUUACAACAAAUAUUGUUAAUAUUUUGGAAAGAUCAGAAUUAAUUCCAAAUGAAAAAUGGAAAUUUGAUACUUUAGCAAGAUUAGUUAAAUCAAAUGGUGAUUUUAUCACACAAAGUAUUUCAUCACAAAUUUUAGGUUUGAUUAUAAAUAUUCCAAAUUCGGAUGAAUUGAAAACUUAUACUGUUAAUAAAUUAUUUAAAUUAGGUUAUGAAGAUUAUAAUCAAAAUGGAUUAAAUCUAAUCGUAUCUUGGUUAGUUGGUGAAUAUGGUGAUUUAUUACUCAAAUCAAAAUUACAAGAUGAAACCGCAAUUACAGAUGAUAUGUUAUCAGAUUAUUUAAUCUCAUUAGCAAAUUUACAAAAUGAUAAUAAUACAUUAAUUUCAUAUAUUUUAACAUCAUCAUUAAAAUUAUCUGGAAGAAUUAGUUCAUCAUCAUCAAAAAAUAAAUUGAAAAACUUCAUUGAAUCCAAGACCAAAUCAGUUGAUUUAGGUAUUCAAAUUAAAGCUGUUAGUUAUAGUGUUAUUUUCAAUGAACCUGAUCAUAUUAAAAAAGGGUUAUUAGAUAAAAUGCCCCCACCACCAAUUAAAGUUAAAGAUACAAUUACAUUAACAAAUAGAAUUUCCAAACCACUUACAACUGGUACAUCAAUCAAUUCAACACAUUCAAAUAAUGGUAAAACUUCAAAAACUGAGGACUUAUUAUUAGAUUUAAUGGAUGAUGAACCUAUUCCGAAUCAAAAAUCAUCAAAUGAAGUUGAUUUAUUGAAUGAUAUUUUCAAUAAUAAUGGUCCACAAGCAACAGGUGGUAAAUCAUCAAGUAAUGAUAUUUUAGGGUUAUUUGAUUCACCAGCUCAACUACAACAACAACAACCAAAUAAAUCAACCUCAUUAGGAAUUGAAGCUUUGAAAACUGAUAAGGUUAAAGUUUCAUUUACAUUAAAACAAGUUGAAUCAGGUUCUGCAUUAAUUGAAACUCAAAUUUCAAAUUUAACUUCAUCAAAAAUUUCAAAUUUACAAUUAUUAAUUGCUGUACCUAAAACUCAAAAAUUAACAAUGUCAUCAAUUUCAAAUCCAAUAAUUGAUGAGUUUGGUAUUGUUACUCAAGAUUUGAAGAUUGUUGGUUCAAAAAGUUCCAAAAUAAAAUUAAGAGUUAAAUUUGAAUUUGAUAUUAAUGGGGUUAAACAAACUGAACAAUUUGAUUUUGGUAAAUUUAAAGAAACAUUAUAG